Messenger RNA from Varanus komodoensis (Komodo dragon), 909 nucleotides. Its product is annotated as olfactory receptor 14A16-like. Gene Ontology annotation, molecular function: G protein-coupled receptor activity; odorant binding; olfactory receptor activity. Gene Ontology annotation, cellular component: membrane. The record is from RefSeq and is a predicted model, not a curated record. The transcript has a single exon. Bases 10 to 909 code for a protein of 299 amino acids. Gene Ontology annotation, biological process: G protein-coupled receptor signaling pathway. Lineage: Eukaryota; Metazoa; Chordata; Lepidosauria; Squamata; Varanidae.
CAAACUUCUAUGGCAGAGUUUCUACUGCUGGAGUUCUCUAAUGCCCGAGAACUACAGAUUGCUCAGUUCAUUUUGUUCCUGUGUUUUUUUUUGGCUGCAGUCGCAGGAAAUCUUCUGAUCAUCUUGGCAAUUGCACUCGACCGUCGCCUUCACACCCCUAUGUACUUUUUCUUGAUGAACUUAGCUGUGACAGAUCUUGGCUCUGUCUCUGUCACUAUACCUAAAUCCAUGGCAAAUUCCCUCAUGAAUACCAGGCUGAUUUCUUAUUUUGGAUGCAUUACUCAAGUUUAUCUUUUUCUGCUCUUUGCAGCAUCAGAUUACACUCUCCUCACCAUCAUGGCACAUGACCGGUACAUUUCCAUCUGUAAUCCACUACGAUAUGAAGCCAUAAUGAACAGGGGCACCUGCAUUCAGAUGGCAGCGAGUGCAUGGCUAAGUGGCAUUCUCUAUGCUGUCCUCCACACCAGCUGCACCUUCGCCAUGAGUUUCUGCUCCAAUAUUGUUGAUCAGUUUUUCUGCAAGCUCCCCCAGCUACUAAAAAUCUCUUGCUCUAAGUUAUACCAAAUGGAAAGUGCUUUUCUUGUUUUAAGUGUCAGUGCAGCAUUUGGCUGCUUUAUCUUCAUAGUAGCAACAUAUAUAAAAAUUCUUGCUACGGUGCUGAAAAUUCCCUCAUCACAAGGCAGACAAAAGGCUUUCUCUACCUGUCUUCCACAUCUCAUUGUUUUCUCCAUGCUCCUUUUCACUGGAACCCUUGUCUACCUGAGACCUAUACCUAAUGUCUCCUCACACACGAACAUGGUGUUUGCUGUCAUAUAUUCUGUGGUUCCACCCAUGAUAAAUCCUGUGAUCUAUAGCUUGAGGAAUAGAGAUAUUAAGGUUGCCAUGGCCAAGCUAUUAGGCUUGAAGUAG